Molecule: messenger RNA, 392 nt
Organism: Pseudoliparis swirei
Lineage: Eukaryota; Metazoa; Chordata; Actinopteri; Perciformes; Liparidae
Gene: eaf2
Product: ELL associated factor 2
Exons: 3
Biological process (GO): positive regulation of DNA-templated transcription; regulation of transcription elongation by RNA polymerase II
Cellular component (GO): super elongation complex
Molecular function (GO): transcription elongation factor activity
Source: RefSeq, a predicted model, not a curated record
CAUGGUGGUUGAAUAAAGACGAGCAGCAGAAAGUUUACGGCUCGUGAAACUCUCAGAAUGAAUGGAACCGCAUACUCUAACUUUGACAACCAAGAACACGUCUUGAAACUCGGAGAUACGUUCGAGAAACACCCUAAAAGCGGAUUCCACACGGUGCGAUAUGACUUCAAACCAGCCUCCAUCGACACAACGUGUGAGGGGGAGCUGGAAGUGGGCAAAGGAGAGCAGGUCACCAUCACCUUACCCAACCUCGAGGGUUCUAGUGCACCUGUGACGGUCUUCAAGGGCUCCAAGAGGCCGUACAUGAAGGAAUGCAUCCUCAUCGUGAACCACGACACGGGAGAGUACCGGCUGGAGAAGCUCAACAGCAACAUCGCCGUGAAGAAGACCAG